Messenger RNA from Rana temporaria (common frog), 1268 nucleotides. Its product is annotated as cathepsin S-like. NCBI's taxonomy places the organism in Eukaryota, Metazoa, Chordata, Amphibia, Anura, Ranidae. Gene Ontology annotation, molecular function: cysteine-type endopeptidase activity. Bases 119 to 1105 code for a protein of 328 amino acids. Gene Ontology annotation, biological process: immune response. The record is from RefSeq and is a predicted model, not a curated record. Gene Ontology annotation, cellular component: lysosome. The transcript is spliced from 8 exons.
AUAAGAAGUCACAGUCCCGUCUCUCUCCUUUCUCAGUCUUUCCACCCCAAGCUACAGAUCGUCAGCAGAUAGGCGAAGCCCUCCGUACCUUCACACGACACGACACUCCCCACCGAGAAUGAAGUCUCUGGUGUGUAUUUUGUUGGCUGCAACAGUAGCAUCGUCUAUAGACCCGGCACUGGACAACCACUGGACAUUAUGGAAAGUCACCCACAAUAAGAAAUAUGACCAUGAGAGAGAAGACUUGACAAGGAGAUUGAUUUGGGAAAAGAACUUGAAGUUUGUGUCACUACAUAACCUGGAACAUGAAUUGGGGGUUCAUUCGUUCACUGUUGGAAUGAACCAUCUUGCUGAUAUGACCAGUGAAGAAGUGGAGGCCCAGCUAACUGGACUUAUACUACCUCCCCGUAAUAUGAAGAGGAUAGGUAACUCGUGGAAUGUUACAGACCGCUUUAUGGUGCCAGACGCUAUAGAUUGGAGGGAUAAGGGAUGUGUCACAAAUGUCAAAAAUCAGGGCUCCUGUGGAUCCUGCUGGGCAUUUAGCGCUGUUGGUGCUUUGGAGGGGCAAAUGAAGCUGAGGACAGGACAGCUGGUCUCCCUCAGUCCUCAGAACCUUGUUGAUUGUUCUACUAAAUAUGGAAACCAUGGCUGCAAUGGUGGAUUCAUGACCGAAGCUUUUCAGUAUGUGAUUGAUAACCAGGGCAUCGAUUCUGAUUCAGCAUAUCCUUAUCAUGCCACAGAUGGACAGUGUAUCUAUAACCCAUCUGGCAAGGCUGCCACAUGCUUGAAGUAUCAGGAAGUAACUCCUGGUGAGGAAAAUCUGAAACAAGCCCUUGGUACUGUUGGACCAAUAUCAGUAGCAAUUGAUGCAAAACAUGCUUCCUUUUACCUGUAUAAAAGUGGUGUCUAUGAUGAUUCAUCUUGCACUCAAGAUGUGAACCAUGGCGUUCUUGCUGUAGGGUAUGGAAACCUUGGAGGAAAGGACUUUUGGCUUAUAAAAAACAGCUGGGGGGAAAAUUACGGAGAUCAAGGAUAUGUCCGAAUUGCAAGGAACAAGGGAAAUAUGUGUGGAGUGGCCAGCUAUACGUCUUAUCCAGAAAUGUGAAAAUGGUCCCAAAACAAUGGAAAUAAAGCACAAUGUUAAAACUCUUUGCAGCUCUUUGUACAAUACUCAUUUUGAUUGUGGCUUACCCAUACAGAAAUAAUGUCAAGACUUUCUGUAUCCACUGGAAUCAAUACAAUAAACUUGACUAUGGACUUAUUUCAAA